AUGUCUACCCGUGGGUAUCCUAACGUGUGGAGUAAUUUUGAACGAAUAGUUGAAGACGGUAGAAUGCUGAAAUUCGACAUAGAAGACAUACCAGAAAGUAUGUGGAGUACAGCAGUAGAGUUUAUGUUGGGCAACUACAUCCGAGAGGAUGUUUGGUGGAAGGCAGCUGGCACAGCGCAGGAUUUAGACGCAAUACAAGAAUACCGUGUGCUGCUGACAUCGAUCAUUAGGCAGAAAAUGAGCGUGGCGUGCUUCCUUGCUGAAGGAGACGGCUCGGGUCGCACGCUCGUCGCUGUUAACAUGUGCUUGCCGCAGGAAAAGGGACGCUUCGUUGAACACAGGCCGCCCAAGUCUAAAGCGGGUUUAUUAUCCCUGCGAAUGUUCGCCGAGGCCAUGAAAGUGACAGCGAUUUAUGAUAAAUACAACGUGAACACGUACCUCAUGGGAGCCGGCCUGUCUGUGGCACCCGAAUACCGGGGCCUGGGAAUCGCAGUAGAAUUGCUCAAGGCCAGGGUAGAUCUAUCAAAACAUCUGGGGUUCCGUGCAACAGGCGGUAUAUUUACAAGUGCUAAAGCACAAAGAGCCGCAGAGAAAGCUGGCAUGGAGUGCCUGUAUCACAUCCCUUAUAAGAAGUUUGGAAAACAUUGCAAUAUAGUGUUUGAUUCGGACGCAGAAGACUUGAAAAUAUUCGCUAUCCGGACCCAAUAA
This is a messenger RNA of Helicoverpa zea (corn earworm), 708 nucleotides long. RefSeq lists its product as uncharacterized. Bases 1 to 708 code for a protein of 235 amino acids. The record is from RefSeq and is a predicted model, not a curated record. Gene Ontology annotation, molecular function: N-acetyltransferase activity. The transcript is spliced from 4 exons. Lineage: Eukaryota; Metazoa; Arthropoda; Insecta; Lepidoptera; Noctuidae.